Molecule: messenger RNA, 2212 nt
Organism: Tribolium castaneum (red flour beetle)
Lineage: Eukaryota; Metazoa; Arthropoda; Insecta; Coleoptera; Tenebrionidae
Exons: 6
Coding region: 193-2193 (666 amino acids)
Biological process (GO): tRNA methylation; mitochondrial tRNA wobble uridine modification
Cellular component (GO): cytosol; mitochondrion
Molecular function (GO): flavin adenine dinucleotide binding
Source: RefSeq, a predicted model, not a curated record
GCGCGUUCAUUGACCCCUUUCUAACCUCACUUUUGCAUUAACUUUAAUUAGUGAUUUCAGCACUCCUAGUACGUCCUUGUAAUUACUUACAUAAUUAGUGAACUAAGUGGACAAUUAUUAGUAAUUGUACGGUAAAAUCUUCAAAAAUAUCUACAAUCCUGGAAAUUUUUUCAAACAUAACCUAAGUUUCCCAUGUUCAAAAUGUUGCGUUAUUGUCAGAAAAUCAGGGGUUUUUGCCCAACAUUUGUGAAACUGCGGCAAAUACACAACUUUUCGCCUGAUAAAAACUACGACGUUAUUGUUGUGGGUGGUGGUCAUGCUGGAAGUGAGGCAAGUGCUGCAGCGGCCCGAAUGGGGGCUCAAACACUUCUCGUAACGCACAAAAAAGAAACCGUUGGGGAAAUGUCAUGCAACCCCUCAUUUGGGGGCAUCGGAAAGGGGCAUUUGAUGCGAGAAAUAGACGCCUUGGAUGGGAUUUGCGGCCGAAUGUGCGACCUGUCCGGUAUUCAGUAUAAAGUGCUCAAUAAACGCAAAGGACCCGCAGUUUGGGGUUACCGCGCUCAGAUCGACAGAGACCUCUACAAGAAACACAUCCAAACCGAACUUUUUGAAAACACACCAAACUUAGACAUUUUAGUGGCUUCAGUCGAAGACUUAAUCGUCGAAAAUCCGACAACAAACAGUAACAAACAAACCGUAAUAGACUGUCACGGUAUCAUUCUAAGUGAUGGCACAAAAAUCCACGCUAAAAGUGUUAUAAUAACCACUGGUACUUUCCUCAAUGGUCAAAUAAAUAUCGGUACUAAAAUAUACCCAGCUGGGCGCAUAGGCGACCAACCGUCGAUCGGUUUAGCCAAAACUUUAGCCGCCUUGAGUCUCAAAAUGGGGCGUUUGAAAACAGGGACUCCCCCGAGACUUAAUUCAAAUACGAUAAAUUACAAAGUCUGUGAUAUACAAAAGGGUGAUAACCCGCCGUUACCUUUCUCGUUUAUGAAUGAUAAAGUCUGGAUUAAGCCUGAAGAUCAGUUGGUUUGUUACCUAACUAAAACCUCGCUGGAUAUUGAACCGAUUAUUAGGAAUAAUCUUCACGUUAACCGACACGUAACCGAGGAAGUAACCGGUCCGAGGUAUUGUCCGAGUAUCGAAUCAAAAGUCUUGCGGUUUGGGGGGCGCCAGCACCAGGUUUGGUUAGAACCGGAAGGUCUCACUAGUGAUAUAGUUUACCCAAAUGGGUUGUCUUGCACUCUCCCCGAAGAUUUACAAGUUGAGUUGAUUCAUUCGAUACCGGGGUUAGAAAAGGCGGAAAUCACACGACCUGGGUAUGGGGUUGAAUACGAUUUUGUGGAUCCCCGGGAAUUGCAAACAACACUUGAAUUGAAACGAAUCCACAAUUUAUUCCUCGCUGGUCAAAUUAACGGGACUACUGGAUACGAGGAAGCGGCAGCUCAGGGGAUAAUCGCUGGAAUAAAUGCCGCAGCUCUUGCUUUGGGUAAAUCCCCCAUUACUGUGAGUCGUACUGAAGGUUACAUCGGGGUUCUAAUCGACGAUUUGACAACGCUUGGAACCAACGAACCGUACCGAAUGUUUACGAGUCGCGCCGAAUUCCGACUAACUUUAAGGCCGGACAAUGCCGAUCAAAGACUCACAGCUAAAGGUUAUCAAGUAGGUUGUGUCAAUAAAGCUAGGUAUGACAAAAUGGUGGCCAUGCAAGAAAAACUAAAUGAUGGAAUAUCUCUUUUGAAAAGUAUAACAAAACCAGCUCGAACUUGGAGAAAACUUUUGAAAAUGGCGCCAUCUAGGAAUAUGAUGCAAAAGUCGGCUUUUAACAUGCUUGAUUGCUACAAUGAGGGGGUUACGAUUUCGAUGUUGGCAACAGUGGCACCGGAAUUGUUGCCACUAACACAUGACCCCCUACUUGAAAAUCGCUUACAUAUCGAAGCUACCUAUGAAGCUGCAGCUUCUGAACAAGCCGUUGAAGUGGAGGAAGUGCGAAAGGAAGAAGCUUUGCUCAUUCCGAAAGACUUAGACUAUUAUUCAGAUACUCUUAAUUUGAAUUCCGAAGAGAGGGAAAAGUUGUGUUCUAUACAACCACAAACUAUUGCUGCCGCUAGUCGAAUUCCGGGAAUAAGUCCGUCUUCUGUUUUUAGAUUGUUGCGUUUUGUUAAAAAAAAUCCAGCGGUUCAAGCCGUAUAAAAUAUAAAAUUAAUGAAAA